AUGAUGCCUUGGUUUCACCUCCUGGACGACCUUGCUCUGGAUUGCCCCAUUUAUCCAGGCACCCAGUUUCAGGGUGCCCUGAAAUAUUUUCUCUGCAUGGCAUUGCCAAUCCUCCUUUGGUUUUUGUGGGUACAAAGACUCUCCAUGAUGGCUGACAGCUACAAUGCUCAACCAGCUCCAAUUCCUGACCCUUUUACCAGCAAGGACGUGGGUCCGCCACAAGUCCUUGGAACUUGCACAGACGAUGAUGAGGAACCCCAUUGUUGUGCCAUUUGCCUCGAUGAUAUGGAACCCGGAACCAAGGUUUGUGCUUUGCCUUGUCAUCAUUACUUUCACCCUCAAUGCAUGGACAAGUGGCUUGCCCGGGAUGCUUCGUAUAACAACCGAGGACUGAUACUUCAACCCAAGCCAGAUAGUUGCUGUUGGUGCCCAAUGUGCAAGUAUGAUUUGACACGACAUUGCCAACAACACCGUCGUCAGGCUGCUAACAAGUCGUCCAAAGAAGAGCAUUGGUGGAACCAGUAUCUGGGGCUUUUCGCUGGUGCUGUGAAGGUUUCCCGUUGUCCUCCUCCUCUUCCAAGCCUGUCUACUCUCCCCACACAAGUGUCCGACUAG
Messenger RNA from Seminavis robusta, 615 nucleotides. The record is from the annotation of a GenBank genome assembly. NCBI's taxonomy places the organism in Eukaryota, Bacillariophyta, Bacillariophyceae, Naviculales, Naviculaceae.